This is a messenger RNA of Trichophyton rubrum CBS 118892, 930 nucleotides long. RefSeq lists its product as uncharacterized. The record is from RefSeq and is a predicted model, not a curated record. The coding region runs from base 1 to 930 and encodes 309 amino acids. Lineage: Eukaryota; Fungi; Ascomycota; Eurotiomycetes; Onygenales; Arthrodermataceae. The transcript has a single exon.
AUGGAUAGUUUCAUAGCUUGCAAAUCUUCUUUGGAAAGUGCCUUUACAGGUCCCGCGCGGACUGAGGAGCCAGAGCCAUUUCCUGAUCUUAACAAUGCGGUUGGUCGAUACCCUGAAUGCGGGCCUUAUGUUGCCAGUCAAGGAUAUAUAUUUUACCAGAUUGCACGGGAGAACUCACGUCCACCUGCUCUUUUCCAGGUCCGAUGUUGUAAUGAACCAAGUUUGGCAGGGACCCAAACCCGCGCAAAGAGAGGAGGGAGGCAAUGUAUCGAUGUCAAGGCUGACCUGAUUCCUCAGCCACUUCAGAUCCGCAAGAACCGCAAGGAUGUCAUGCCGCAGUACAACCAAUCUUAUAAAAAGCCUUUUGCUACUACAUCUGGAAGACCUCUCCCUGAGCCUCCCAUAUCUAUCUCCGUCAGUCCUGCACCAGAAGCUAUUAACGGCACCGCAGCGUUCACACCACCUCCAACUCCAAAAUUCAUGGACAGCUCUCCAGAAGAAUUAGAAAGUAAGGAGAAACCGACACCACGUAUGAUGAGCCUGAUUGCCUCACUUUCCUCUCAGAUAGAUGAAAAUGUCAGGGAACUGUCACUGUUCAUCAGCAGAACAAUGGAACUACAACGUAUCCAUAAAGCUAGGAAGAUGAAUCGUCUGGCUUCCUACUGGAGUUUCACACCUACAUAUCCAAACGGGCCAUCUACCAUUAAUGGAGAUACCGGGGCAUACGAUGCGCAGCAUGACCCGUGCACAAAUGGAAGGACUAGUGGACAAUCUACGCUCUCCGGUGAGGGUAAACAGCAGCGUAUUGCACGGCUGAAAGCUGAAGGAUGGAACACAGUUGGUAUCAAGUCAAUUGAACGCGGUUGGAAGGGAACGCUCCACUAUGACAGACUCUGCAGUGAAGCCCUUUCGGAGCUAUAUGAGUCCUAG